Messenger RNA from Scatophagus argus, 2431 nucleotides. RefSeq names its product eukaryotic translation initiation factor 2B, subunit 5 epsilon (gene eif2b5). The coding region runs from base 65 to 2194 and encodes 709 amino acids. The transcript is spliced from 16 exons. Lineage: Eukaryota; Metazoa; Chordata; Actinopteri; Scatophagidae. Gene Ontology annotation, molecular function: translation initiation factor binding; guanyl-nucleotide exchange factor activity; translation initiation factor activity. Gene Ontology annotation, biological process: biosynthetic process. The record is from RefSeq and is a predicted model, not a curated record. Gene Ontology annotation, cellular component: eukaryotic translation initiation factor 2B complex.
AGAUUGUCCCACCGUAGCCACCGUAGAAGUUUCUGACGACAGAGUUAGCACUUGGCAGUCAAACAUGGCUGGUAAAGGGGGGAAACAGAGUCGUUCGGGCUCUGGGCUUUCAGGUAGAAAAGGUGCUGGGGAGCAGGAGGACGACGAGCAGCCGCUGCAGGCUGUUUUAGUCGCUGACAGCUUCAACCGGAGGUUUUUCCCCGUGACCAAAGACCAGCCGAGGGCUUUGCUGCCGCUGGGUAACGUUGCCAUGAUCGACUACACCCUGGAGUUCCUCACUUCCACUGGAGUGCAGGAGACAUUUGUCUUCUGUUGCUGGAUGGCCAGUAAAAUCAAGGAACACCUGCUGAAGUCAAAGUGGUGUCGACCCACCUCUCCAAAUACAGUACACAUCAUCACUUCAGAAAUGUACCGCUCAUUAGGGGAUGUGCUCAGGGAUGUUGAUGCAAAGUCUCUCGUGCGCUCUGACUUUGUGCUGGUCUACGGUGAUGUGGUAUCAAACGUUGACAUCAGUCAGGCGCUGCAAGAGCACAGGCAUCGCCGAAAGCUUGACAAGAACAUCUCAGUAAUGACGAUGAUCUUCAAGGAAUCAUCGCCAGGUCACAAGUCUCGCUGUGAGGAAGAUGAUGUCAUAGUUGCCAUGGACAGCAAGAGUCACCGCAUUUUACACUACCAGAGGACACAAGGGUUGAAGAGGCUACAGUUCCCCAUGAACAUUUUCCACAGCGGAAGUGAUGAGUUUGAAAUCAGACAUGACCUUCUCGACUGUCAUAUCAGUGUCUGCUCCCCACAGGUUGCUGAACUCUUCACUGACAAUUUUGACUAUCAAACAAGGAAUGACUUUGUCAGAGGGAUUUUAGUCAAUGAAGAGAUUCUCGGCAACCAGAUACACAUGCAUGUCACCAAGGAUGGUUAUGGUGUCCGAGUGUCUAAUCUUCUCAUGUAUGAUUCGGUGUCAUCGGAUCUUGUGCGGCGGUGGGUCUACCCGCUCACCCCCGAGGCCAACUUCGCUGACCAGAAGGGACGGAGCUGCACCUAUUCUCGUCACAACGUCUAUCGGGGCUCCGGAGUAAGCCUGGGCCAUGGCAGUCAGAUGGAGGAGAAUGUUCUCAUUGGCUGCGACACUAGCAUCGGUGCUAACUGUUAUAUUUCUAACAGUGUCAUUGGUAACAAUUGCACCAUAGGUGACAAUGUACAUCUGGACCAUGCCUACAUCUGGAAUAAUGUUCACAUUGCCAGCAACGUGACGAUCAACCAGUCUGUUGUUUGUGACAAGGCUGAGGUCAAAGCAGGCGUGACGCUGAAUAAACAGUGUGUCCUGGCAUAUAAUGUGGUGAUUGGACCAAACAUUUCUCUACCUGAGGGCACUGUAGUGUCCAUGCACCAUCCGGAGGAGGAGGAUGAGGAGGAUGAUGAUGAAUUCCUGAGUGACGAUGCAGAGGUUGGUCUCAGUAAAGACAAAACCAAACUGAAAGUAUUCAACCCAGCAGAGGUUGGAGCGGAGGGAAAAGGAUACAUCUGGAAGGCCAGCAGUCUGGAUGACACAGAGGAUGAAGAGUUGUCACAGUGUCUGUGGGGAUUGGUGUUGAACCCUGACCCUGAGAGUGAAAGUGAAGACAGCGAGCCUGAUGAUCCUGACGAUCCAGUGAUCCCCUCCCCGGAGAUGGAUGAUGUCAAAGUGUUUCAGAUGGAGGUGCUGGGGACACUGCAGAGAGGUUUGGAGGAAAACAUCGGCUGUGACAACCUUGUACUUGAGAUCAACUCUCUCAAAUACGCCUACAAUAUCAGUCUGAAGGAGGUGAUGCAGAUUAUAACCAGAGUGGUGCUGGAGUACCCUUUCCAACAGCAGGGCCCACAGCUUACCACAUCACAAUACGUUGCUCUGCUCCUCCCUUUACUUAAGAAAUGGGCACCGGUGUUUAAGAAUUAUGUGAAGAGAGCACAGGACCAUCUAGACUGUCUGUCUGCCUUUGAGGAGCACUUCCUGGAACAGGAGAGUCACUGGGCUGCCAUGGUCAAGGUCCUGAUGAAUAUGUACCAGCUGGAGAUCCUGGAAGAGGAGAUGAUACUCCGCUGGUUCUCCCAGGGAGCCACCACAGACAAGACCAGACAGCUUCGCAAGAACCAGGGGCUUCAGAAGUUCAUACAAUGGUUGGAGGAGGCUGAGGAGUCUUCAGAGGAGGGAGGGGAAUAAUGAGGAGCACUUAGAGGGGACAAGGACGACUUUGGAAAAUCUGAAACCUGUUGUGUGACAAAAGGGAUUCAGGCAGUUUAUUCUACCUUCUACAUCAACUUUGUCUGACUAACUUCCAUUGGGAUCUUCUCCGUACAGUUGACCUACUGAUAUACAUUUUUAUCACAUAGUGCCAUGUCAUGUAAGGACUGUGUGCUAUGAAUGUCAAUAUCCAAAUAAAGAAGAAAGACCCUCGAA